AUGGUCAACACGAACCCCUUUCCGCCGACGCACGGCUUCAUCGGGCCAAGAGAUGCGGUCUGGCUACAACAGUGGACAUCAGAACUCGCGGUUCUGUUCGUCUUCGUCGGAAUUCACUCGACCUUCUACAUAAUAUCAACGCAUCUUCUCAUCCGGAGCCGCUUGCACUAUCCAAGUAUUGAUAACCGGCUUGGGCGUCACAUCAAUACAUCGGACGGCGCAAAGCCUAGCAAGGAUACAUCCGAUACUUCUAGGCCUGAGGAUCACGACCAAUGUGCUGCUCAGAACGAACUUCCUCAUCAGCGACACGGUCGUAGUAUGGCGCACUUAUGUCUUAUUUCGGGAGAACAGAGUAGUCCGUCUGUGUCUCGUGGGCUGCCUGUGUGGGACUUACUCACAUCUAAACCAACCAUGCUGCUAGUCUCCGUAACGGCCAACACUGUCCUCACCGUCGUCAGUAUCUUGAACCAAACCACGAAGGAAAACCUACCCCGCAGCCUACUGCUCACGGUGCCAUUGCUAGUCACGAACCUGACAGCGACUGGAUUGAUGGGGUGGAAAGCUUGGACGCACCGCGAGUACGUAUGCGAUAGCUUCCUCCGCCGCAAGCACAAGAGCCGCGCCGAGCUAGCGCUGCUCCUGCUCGUCGAAUCAGGCUUGGCUUAUUGUGCUGUCUGGGUGGUCGUCUUAGUUUCCGGCCUCGGCGCUCUCCCCGGGGACCAGCGUUCAACCCUCCUCGGCGCCCUCUGCAGCAUCUGUGGCGCGUACCCGACCUUCAUCGUCAUCAUGGUCGGCCUUCAGCGCUCCUCCGUCGACAGCGUCCUCGCCGGCGACAGCGCACUCGUCCCCCUCACCCCCGGCCGGUGGAGCGGCACCUCGAAGGGCAUGAGCGCGGGAAUCAAGGCCAAGUUUUCGUCGAGGGAGAAGGUGAAUGUGUAUGGGGUCGAUCGCGACGCCGAAGGCCACAAUGCCAACGAACAAUACACUGCAUUCAUGAUGCCGAUGUCGCCGACGAGGCAGUCGUGGCCGUUCGCAGUGCCGCCGACGGGGCCGUCACCGUCCAGGAGGCAGAUGCCGAAGAGGGCGUCGUCGCCCCCUGGCGCGGCGGAGUUUGGCAGGUUAAUCAGGGUGCCGGAGAGAUCAUCGUCGCUGGUUUCGUCGGGCGCUUCGAUGGUAUCCCCAGGCCCAGACUCUUCGAUGAUCGCCCCUUCGCCCGCCUCACCCAUGCCUUAUGCGGCGAUGUCUCCAAGCUCGACGUUCUCUGCUCUCGAUGCGAUGAGCGAGGUGCCGCUCAUGUCGUCGAGCCAUGGUGGGCACUCGAGGCAGUCGAGCUAUGGGGGACAUUCACGAUCAUCGAGCGAUGCGCCUCUACUGGGGUCGGGCAAUGGCUUGCACUCGAUGUCCUCGAGCGACGCGCCGCUGUUGGGCUCUUAUAACGACAACCGAAUAUCCAUGGAGGACACGAGCUUCAUCGACAUGGCGAGCUCUGAGGGCGGGCACACGUCGUCCAACAUGGUCGAGCUCCCGACGCCCGCGCCCACCUCCGCAAGACCGGACUUCCCCGAGGCGAGCGCGCGCAAGAGGGACACCUACCGGCUUUCGUACCCAACAAUGGCGUGGACGGAUAAUCACCGGGCGUCGCUAAAGGAUACGCGGAAGGGCUUUGUGCGGCUGAGCACGGUGGACGAAGCUUGA
Messenger RNA from Schizophyllum commune H4-8, 1695 nucleotides. RefSeq lists its product as uncharacterized. The transcript has 7 exons. Lineage: Eukaryota; Fungi; Basidiomycota; Agaricomycetes; Agaricales; Schizophyllaceae. The coding region runs from base 1 to 1695 and encodes 564 amino acids. The record is from RefSeq and is a predicted model, not a curated record.